This is a messenger RNA of Tachysurus vachellii, 3442 nucleotides long. It is a transcript of the gene umps, whose product is annotated as uridine monophosphate synthetase. NCBI's taxonomy places the organism in Eukaryota, Metazoa, Chordata, Actinopteri, Siluriformes, Bagridae. The record is from RefSeq and is a predicted model, not a curated record. The coding region runs from base 76 to 1521 and encodes 481 amino acids. The transcript is spliced from 6 exons. Gene Ontology annotation, molecular function: orotate phosphoribosyltransferase activity; orotidine-5'-phosphate decarboxylase activity. Gene Ontology annotation, biological process: 'de novo' UMP biosynthetic process; 'de novo' pyrimidine nucleobase biosynthetic process.
UGUGUGAGACACGUGUGUGUGUGAGACACGUGUGUGUGUGUGUUUCACGUGUGCAGCACUGACACAGAGGUGAACAUGGACCCUGCUGUUGUGGAGACAUUAAUAUUAAAGCUUCAUGAUGUUGACGCGGUGAAGUUCGGCACGUUUAAGCUGAAGACUGGACUGAUUUCCCCGGUUUACUUUGACCUGCGUGUGAUUGUGUCUCAUCCUCACUUAAUGACCCAGGUUUCAGCACUGCUCCAUCAGUGUGCCGAAGAAGCCGGAGCGAAGUUUGACUGUGUGUGUGGAGUACCAUACACCGCUCUUCCUUUAGCUACCAUCAUCUGCUCCACCCACAACUACCCCAUGCUUAUCCGCCGCAAAGAGGCCAAGGACUACGGAACGAAGCGUCUGAUCGAGGGCACUGUGCGUGCAGGUGACGUCUGCCUGGUCGUGGAGGAUGUGGUGACGAGUGGCAGCAGCGUUAUGGAUACGGUGCAGGAGCUCCAGGCUCAGGGGUUAAAGGUCACAGACACAGUGGUGCUGUUGGACCGUGAGCAGGGCGGAACAGAGCGACUGUCCAGUGAGGGGAUCUCUCUCCACGCCGUCAUCUCCGUAUCUCACCUUCUGGACGUUCUCUUCCGAUCAGGACGAAUCGACCAGCAGGUCUUCAGCAGUGUGGAGAAGUUCAUCCAGGAGAACCAGACGUUCAUGCCGGCAGGAGAGAAGAAGGAGAAAGGUAGAGAAAAGGAGAAGGAUAGCGAAGUGAUGAGUUACAGUGCUCGGGCCGCUCUCUCCACCACACACCCUGUCGCCAAACGUCUGUUCACUCUGAUGGAGGAGAAACGCACCAACCUGUGUGUCUCAGCGGACGUCACACACACGCAGGAGCUGCUGGAGCUGGCGGAGACGCUCGGGCCGCUCAUUUGUGUGAUGAAGACACACGUAGAUAUUCUGCAGGACUUCAGCAUUGAAGCUAUCAAAAAGCUGAAGGAGCUGAGCACAAAACACAACUUCCUCAUCUUCGAGGACAGGAAAUUCGCUGACAUCGGAAACACAGUCAAACAUCAGUAUGAAGGUGGAGUGUAUCGUAUCUCCUCGUGGUCACACAUCAUUAACGCUCACUCUGUGUCCGGCCCGGGCGUGAUCACAGGGCUGAAGGCUGUGGGGCAGAGUCUCGGUCACGGCUGUUUACUCAUCGCUCAGAUGAGCUCACAGGGAGCGAUGACAACUGAACAGUACACACAAGCUACGGUAAAAAUGGCGGAUGAUCACCCAGACUUUGUGUUUGGGUUCAUCAGUGGGUCAAAAGUCAGCGAUAAACUUGAGCAUGUUCACAUGACCCCAGGGGUACAGCUACAGAGUGGAGGUGACGACCUCGGGCAGCUGUACACCACCCCCGAUCAUGUGAUUGGCUUUAAAGGCUCUGAUGUCAUCAUCGUUGGACGAGGAAUUCUGUUGGCGUCUAACAGGCGGAAGGAAGCGGAGAAGUACAGGAAGGCAGGAUGGGAGGCGUAUCUCAGCAGACUCUCUUUAUCCUGAUGACCAGAUCAGAUCCAGCCUUUAAUCUUCAGUCAAAUUCUGAUCACAUUCCUGGUUAAUUCUGAUCUUCAUCUUGUGCUGGAUUUCACUGUUCUUAACGUAUCCCAGUUCACUUCCCCUAAUCCCUCAUUAGUGUGUCGCUGCAUCACUCCAGUGAGCACGAGGAUGAGUGUGUAGUGUUUAAUUAGAAGACGCUAACACUCUGGUGCUAAUGUGCUAAUGCUUGAUGACUGGUUUCAUAGCUAACAGACAGACAGACAGAGCGAGACACAGACAGACAGACAGAGCGAGACACAGACAGACAGACAGAGCGAGACACAGACAGACAGACAGAGCGAGACACAGACAGACAGACAGAGCGAGACACAGACAGACAGACAGAGCGAGACACAGACAGACAGACAGAGCGAGACACAGACAGACAGACAGAGCGAGACACAGACAGACAGACAGAGCGAGACACAGACAGACAGACAGAGCGAGACACAGACAGACAGACAGAGCGAGACACAGACAGACAGACAGAGCGAGACACAGACAGACAGACAGAGCGAGACACAGACAGACAGACAGAGCGAGACAGACAGACAGAGCGAGACACAGACAGACGGAGACGGACAGACUUGAUUAUUGUAUGGAACUCUCUGGUUUAAUGUCACUAGCAUGAUUCCUCUUACGCUUAUUAGUCAUGAUAACUAGCUAGUUUACCAAACUCCUGACCUGCAGAGCAGCUGUUAGUGUUUGUGUGUUGUUUAUUGUUUUGUUUGUACCCAUGCUGGCUGCUUGUGUACUGUUUGUCUAAUUUGUCUACAGCUAACAGGAUAAAUCACUAAAACCCAACAUGAACUAGCAGAUUUGCUGCAUUGUUGUUAUAAUUCCGGUCACUACUGAUUUAUUACUGCAGAUUAGCUAGCAUGCAGAUGACCACUAGUUCUUCACCUCCAAGCUAACUAGCAUGUUUGCUAUGUAGCAGGUUACGAUAAGCUGAUUAGCUACAUGGCUAGCUUAUCAAAUAGCUAAUUUGCUAUUUAGCUGACAUGAAGAAUUAGCUUAUUUGCUACCUUGCAAACAGAAGUAUAAUUAGCUAGUUUAUUAAACAGCUUGCUGACUAGACAGCAAUCAUUUUUUUAUUUAGUUUACGUAACGGAUCCUUUUUCCAGUUAUCAUUAUUAGCUAACCGAUUUGUCUAUUAGUUAGCUUGCUAACUCGUGGGUUUGCUAUCUGCCUACUGUGCUGACUAGCUAGCAUGAGAUAACUAGCCAAUGUAUUUAAUAUAUUGUGUACUGACUAACUAGAGUUCAGUUUAGUUGGAAUUACCUGUCUGUGUGCAGUCUGUGUGCUAAGUAGUUGGAUUGUGUCCUUAUGUGUUAAUUUGCUGCUAGCUUGUUAGUAAUUGGCUAGCUUGUCUGACUAGUAUGCUAACCUGAUGAUGCUGUUUAUAUUAGCAGUGAAUCCAGUCUUAAGGAUCGAGUGACUCGACUGUCGGCUAACAAACUCACUCAUUCUGAGGUACAGAAGUUUAGCAGCCAAUCAGGUGAUGAGGAAUUGAACAAGGGAGCGUUAAAAACAUUGGAAUACAACCGUGGGGUUAUAUCUGGUUAUAACAUUUCUGCCUUAAUGAAACCUUAAUGAAAUUUUUAAAAUUUUUAAAAAAAAUUUUAUUGAUAGUGUUAAUUUGCUUUAUUCAGUAAAAGAAUUUACAAUUUACUUCUGUAAUUACAAAACGACUCAGGAAGAAAAUUUUGUAUUUGAUCCAUCGCACAAAUCUGAAGUAUGUUGUGUUAAAAUGUUGUUAAAUAUUCCAUGUAACUAGUGAUGCUGUGAAGAAUGGUGAGUGAAGUGUUUAUUCAUGUGAACACUCCAUCAUGGUGUUGAGUUGAAACUGAACCUCUGUAUAUCAAUAAAAACGUUCAGUUCCGUC